Messenger RNA from Oryzias latipes (Japanese medaka), 1070 nucleotides. It is a transcript of the gene ufm1, whose product is annotated as ubiquitin-fold modifier 1. The record is from RefSeq and is a predicted model, not a curated record. Gene Ontology annotation, biological process: protein K69-linked ufmylation. Gene Ontology annotation, cellular component: cytoplasm; nucleus. Lineage: Eukaryota; Metazoa; Chordata; Actinopteri; Beloniformes; Adrianichthyidae.
CGGAUGCCUGUCUGGAAAAACGGAGGGUUGUUUCUUAUUUUCUUCUUUUUUAAAUUUCUUCUUUAAAAAAACAUAUAUGAAAUGACCAUAAACGUGUAAAAUAAAAUAAAGGGACAGAAACAUUUUAAAACUAAAAACUGACAGAGAUGACGUGUACGUCCGGGUCCUUCAGACUUCCGGGUGUCGGUAUAGGUGGUGAAGGGACUUGCUCGUUCAAAAAAUGUCCAAAGUAACGUUUAAAAUCACGCUGACGUCGGACCCCCGGCUGCCAUACAAAGUAUUAAGUGUUCCAGAAAGUACGCCAUUCACUGCAGUAUUGAAGUUUGCCGCUGAGGAGUUCAAAGUGCCAGCAGCAACAAGUGCAGUUAUAACAAAUGAUGGAAUAGGGAUCAACCCCGCUCAAACUGCAGGGAAUGUGUUUCUGAAGCACGGCUCCGAGCUGCGCCUCAUUCCCAGAGACAGAGUGGGAGGACAAGGAGACUGACUUAUGCUUUUUUUUUUUUUUUUUCUCCUGCUUUUUCUCGUUGACGUUCAAAUGACUCACACAGCAGAAGCGUAGAACACUUGAGGUCCGGGAAACACCUCGGGUGUCAUAUUUAUUAUUUGGCCCACAGCUGACAGUGACUCACGAAAGAACAUGUAUCAUUAGACAUAAUGAAGGCCCACAUGCAUCCUCAUUGUAAGUCCAGCCCACUAGUUUAGAAUAACAUUGGAAGAAAUACUAAGAUGCUGACUGAUAACGGUAACAGCAUGUGACCCAGUGGAUUCACUGACAUUACAAAGUCAACAGUAGCUUUUGGAACCAUGUAAAUGUUAAUUCAUUUUCAUUAUGAUCACAGUGUAAUUAUAUAUUUUUCUUUUUUGUAAAAAUGAAAUAUAAAUGGAUUAAAAAAAUAAAGUGCUGAAUAUACUUUCAUGAAUAAUUGCAUUUGUUGGCAGCAGCAAUGUUGUUUGUCAUUUAAAAAAAUACAUUUUUUUGUUGUUUUGUUUUGUUCUUUUAAGUCAAAUAAAUCAUAGAUCUGUGCUGAACGUGUGCUCUGGACCCGAUCAAAUAAAAGUAACAUCUGAAA